AUGGAAAAGAUGAAAAAAACGAGGUCUAACCGCAAGAAUAGUUGGGUAAUGCUCGCUGAGAGCGGCGGCUACACACCACUACCUGGCGAACAGACGCUCUACCAAUCCCCCCCACGGACCACGCUCUCGUUACAGACAAGCCAUCGACACUCCCCGAGCGAGUCAUAUUCUCAGCAAUGUAAAUCUGGGGUUGUAUAUCUCACAAAUCGACGCAUGAUCUACCUCCCCGUCUCACCAACCCCAAAUCUCCAAUCCUUCGCCGUUCCCAUCCUCAAUGUCACCGACUCCCGCGUAACAGCCCCGUGGUUCGGUGCAAACAAAUGGGAAGCCAUGAUCCAACCCGUCCAAGGCGGCGGCAUACCUACGCAGCACACUGAACUCGACCUUGUCAUGGAAUUCAAAGAAGGCGGGGCAUUUGACUUCGCGAGCAUAUUCGAGCGGCUGAAGGAGCGACUAAAGCAAGCUGUCGAUGUAGCUAGGGAGAGUGGAGGCGACGGUGUAGAGGAUGGAACUAGGGGCGUGGGCGGUGUCAAUAUGAACAACGUACAUCUGGAGGAUUUGCCAGCUUAUGAGGAGAGCAGACAGCAUACGAGAGUGUCGGAUCCGCUACCUAGUCCGCCAAUGGACCGUCCAAGGACAGGCAGUGGAGGUGUGGACAGGCCGGUCGUUGCUGCUCCACAGCCCAUAAGCUCACAGAGGUCGGAUUCCCUAUCGAGUUCGCAACAGGAGGGCUUCCAACCUCCAUCUGAGGCACCGCCGGGGUACGAGGAGGUACAGAGAAAUAGCAUCGUGGAAGAACUGGAGAGGCAGCUGAGGGAUGAUCCAUGGAGAGACGAGAGGACACAAUGA
Messenger RNA from Cucurbitaria berberidis CBS 394.84, 849 nucleotides. RefSeq lists its product as uncharacterized. Gene Ontology annotation, cellular component: nucleus. Lineage: Eukaryota; Fungi; Ascomycota; Dothideomycetes; Pleosporales; Cucurbitariaceae. Gene Ontology annotation, biological process: positive regulation of DNA-templated transcription. The record is from RefSeq and is a predicted model, not a curated record. Gene Ontology annotation, molecular function: chromatin DNA binding; transcription coactivator activity. The transcript has 2 exons. The coding region runs from base 1 to 849 and encodes 282 amino acids.